GCCUUGUCCCCCAAGUUGCCGUUUCUUUCGUUUAGUCUCUCUCACCUUUCUCAUUUAAAAUCCCAGACAGAGAUUUAGAAGCAGGCAAGAUGGCUCGGUACGACCGUGCAAUCACCGUCUUCUCCCCAGAUGGCCAUCUCUUCCAAGUUGAAUACGCCCUUGAAGCCGUACGCAAGGGGAAUGCAGCUGUGGGUGUCCGAGGCACCGACACAAUCGUCCUCGGUGUCGAGAAGAAAUCUACCGCAAAACUCCAAGACUCUAGAUCGGUUAGGAAAAUCGUUAAUCUGGAUAAUCACAUUGCUUUGGCUUGUGCUGGGCUAAAAGCAGAUGCGCGGGUCUUGAUAAACAAGGCACGCAUUGAAUGCCAGAGCCACAGACUUACUGUUGAGGAUCCUGUAACUGUUGAAUACAUAACACGUUACAUUGCUGGCCUUCAACAAAAGUAUACACAGAGUGGUGGUGUGAGACCAUUUGGCCUUUCAACUUUGAUUGUUGGCUUUGACCCAUACACUGGCGUUCCAUCUCUUUAUCAAACAGAUCCAUCUGGGACAUUUUCAGCUUGGAAAGCUAACGCAACAGGAAGGAACUCGAAUUCUAUGAGAGAAUUUUUAGAGAAAAAUUAUAAAGAAACUUCUGGGCAAGAAACUGUAAAGCUGGCUAUUCGUGCAUUGUUGGAAGUUGUUGAGAGUGGAGGAAAGAACAUAGAGAUUGCUGUGAUGACAAAAGAGCAUGGGCUUCGUCAGCUUGAUGAAUCAGAAAUCGAUGCAAUUGUUAUGGAGAUUGAAGCAGAAAAGGCAGCAGCUGAAGCUGCAAAGAAGGCUCCUGCCAGAGAAAAUUGACUCCACCCACCUUUAUACUCCCCCUUUUUUGGGAAUUUGCUAAAGAACCCAGGAGUAAGAAAUCAAGCUUGUAUUGCUAUGGAUUUGUGGGCAUUUUCAUAUGACUUUGGGCAUUUCAUUUCUUUCACAAGCCGUGAUCUUAGCUUGAAUUGAUUACAUUAAAGGUGCAAUUCAUCGCCUGCGGCGAUUUCUCAUUA
This is a messenger RNA of Magnolia sinica, 1036 nucleotides long. RefSeq names its product proteasome subunit alpha type-7-like. Bases 90 to 839 code for a protein of 249 amino acids. NCBI's taxonomy places the organism in Eukaryota, Viridiplantae, Streptophyta, Magnoliopsida, Magnoliales, Magnoliaceae. Gene Ontology annotation, biological process: ubiquitin-dependent protein catabolic process. The transcript is spliced from 3 exons. The record is from RefSeq and is a predicted model, not a curated record. Gene Ontology annotation, cellular component: proteasome core complex; nucleus; proteasome core complex, alpha-subunit complex.